CCAUUAAACCAAGCCAAAGUUGAAAUCACCUUAAAAUCCAUUUGACUCAUCAUUCUCUAAGGAGCUUCAAACCCGUUCAGUUGGGGGUGCAAGAGCGUAACGACCAGCGAGAGACGGCACUAAUGGGUUCGAACGAAUUCGAACCAGGUCAGAAACAACAUGCAAUCUGCGUUCCGUUCCCGACCCAGAGCCACAUCGGAGCCAUGCUUAAGCUGGCGAAGCUCCUCCACCACAGGGGCUUUCACAUCUCCUUCGUCAACACCGAGUUCAACCACAGACGGCUCGUCCGGACUCAAGGCCUCGAGCUUGCAGACGGUACCUCUAGUGGCUUCCGGUUUCUGGCGAUCCCGGAUGGGAUUCCUCCGUCAGACGCUGAUGCGACACAAGACUUGGAGGCUCUGAGCGACGCGACGAGGAAAUACUUGGUCGGCCCAUUAUGCGAUCUCCUGUCGAGUCUGGCUUCAGAUUCGAGUGUCCCUCCGGCAACGCGGGUCGUGUCUGACGGUUUCAUGGCGCUCGCGACGAACCCCGCCGCUGCAAAAUUUGGGAUUCCGCUCGUACACAUGUGGACUAUAUCGGGUUGUGCCCUGCUGGGGCUCAUGCACCUUCGCACCCUUGAGGCAAAGGGUUUUACAUUACCCAAAGACGAAUCUAGCUUGAUGGACGCACAUCUAGACACCCCGAUCGAUUGGAUCCCGGGGAUGAAGAGAAUGAGGCUGCGCGACCUGUUCAACUUCAUCGGACUCCCUAACGGAGACAAGUUAUUCGAUUUCACCGUGGAGGUCGUCGACAGAGCAAGUGAAGCCACAUCGACAAUCGUCAACACCUUCGAAGCACUUGAACCAGACGUGCUCGGUGCUCUCUCCUCACUGCUCCCUAGGGUUUAUCCGAUCGGACCACUUCACUUGCUCAUCAAUCGAGCCCGUCGAGACGAAACAUUCGUAUCCGAGCAUAUCAAGGGCAAUCUCUGGGAAGAACACAGUGAGUGCCUCAAAUGGCUGGACUCCAAGAAGCCGAAAACCGUGAUUUACAUCAACUUCGGGAGUAUAGCAUUCGUCACGCACGAACAGUUGAUGGAGUUCGCAAUCGGCCUGGCAAAUAGUAAGCAAUAUUUCUUGUGGAUUUUCAGGCCUGACCUCGUGAAUGGAGAUGCCGUGAUCCUUCCGGUCGAGUUCGUCGAAGAGACGAAGGAGAGAGGUUUCGUCUCGGGGUGGUGCCCGCAGGAGAAAGUGCUGAGCCACCCUUCGGUUGGGGGGUUCUUGACGCACUGCGGAUGGAACUCGUGCAUCGAGAGCAUCUCAGCCGGAGUGCCGAUGCUGUGCUGGCCGAGAUUUGGGGACCAGAAGACGAACAGCAAGUACAUAUGCGACGAGUGGGAGGCUGGGUUGGAGAUUGGUAGGGGCGUGAAGAGGGACGAACUGGAGAGGCUGGUGAGGGAGUUGAUGGAUGGAGAGGUUGGGAAGAAGAUGAGAAGCAAGGCCAUGGACUGGAAGAAGAUAGCCGAAGAAGCGGUUGGUGAACAUGGGUCAUCUUCCAUGAAUUUGGACAAGUUCGUGAAGGAAGUCUCGUCUUAAAUAAUUGAACAAGGGUUGGUUUUUAUUUCUAUUUUUCCUCCUAAUAUUUGUGCUAAUAAGAUGGUGUCUAUCUUAUAUUAUGACAAACAAAUAUGAACUCGAAUGUGGUUGUUGCUGUCUGUCUUGUAUUAUGACAAUCAAAUGGGAACUCCAGUGUGGUUGUUUUGGGAAAAAGUUUCACGAUAAAGGAAGAUGUUUUUCAGGAAAAUAUUUUUCCUUUUUUAGGUUAGGAAAUUCAUUAUCAUUACUUUAAGCAUGUGUAUUCAUU
Rhodamnia argentea is the source of this 1842-nucleotide messenger RNA. Its product is annotated as 7-deoxyloganetin glucosyltransferase-like. The transcript has 2 exons. The coding region runs from base 123 to 1574 and encodes 483 amino acids. Gene Ontology annotation, molecular function: UDP-glycosyltransferase activity. The record is from RefSeq and is a predicted model, not a curated record. NCBI's taxonomy places the organism in Eukaryota, Viridiplantae, Streptophyta, Magnoliopsida, Myrtales, Myrtaceae.